Messenger RNA from Podospora pseudopauciseta, 1320 nucleotides. RefSeq lists its product as uncharacterized. The transcript has a single exon. The record is from RefSeq and is a predicted model, not a curated record. The coding region runs from base 1 to 1320 and encodes 439 amino acids. NCBI's taxonomy places the organism in Eukaryota, Fungi, Ascomycota, Sordariomycetes, Sordariales, Podosporaceae.
AUGCAACUCGAAGCCGCUCGGCACAUGGGCCACGUUGGUGACGUUGGGUCUGGAGGACAAGGCAGUUUGGUUCCUGGAGCAAGGAUACUUUCGCCAAAUACAUUCUCAGAGACUCCAGACGGUCACCACCCCCCAAUCGGCCUCAACAUCAACCUUCACUAUGACGAUGGCAAUACCGAUGGCACGACGUCCUCGCCCAACCCCAAGGUACAUGCGGAAAGGCUUCUAUCUGGCGCCGGCACCAGUUCUGACAUGACACAUGUCAUUGAUGAGUAUUCGCCAAACCAUGUUGCUGGCAAUCCCAGUGCUUCUCCCCCUCGGGUCGUUACCAUGACACAGACCGUCACAGUUCCCCAAGCAGGUGCCGGCUCGGGCUCAGGUACUGGUUCCUAUGCGUACGGUGGUUAUCAAGGUGCGAAUGCCGGCGGCAGCGGUGCUGGGUCAUAUGACUUUGGUGCCGGAAGUGGUAGCGGCGUGGGCGGAAAAGGGGCUUAUGGUGCGGGUGCUGGGAAUGGGGGCUCUGAUCCUGCGGCAUAUGGUCCUCCUGGUGGAGGCAAUGGCCAAACACUCACUGUCAUCGAGACAACAACCAUCUGUCUGAGUUCAGCUCAACAGUCGCCGGCAGAAGGCUAUGGCAACGGCGGAGGCGGAUCACCACCAUGUCCAGCAGGCAACGGCAACGGUAACGGGAACGGCAAUGAGGCAUGUCAACCUUCUCAGCCUGCUUUGCAAGGCCCGCUGGUCGAGACAGUCUUCAUCUUGGGCACCCCAAGUCCAAUGGCCAUUGCUCCAACAAGCUGUCCAGCCGGAGCCGGAGCCGGAGAUGGGAACAGAGACGACGGUUCACAAUAUGCAGCCCAAGCCGCACCUGCACCUCCUCCUCCCCCUCCACCACCACCAGUCUAUGUGACAAUCACUCAAACAGUCGCUGCACCACCUCCUCCACCCUCCCCAGCCCCUGUUCCGUUGGCGGCUGUUUCGUUUGAUCCUCCAGCGUACGCUCCUCCCAACACGGUUGCAUACUUGGGAGCCAAGGGCGCGGGUUUGCAGCAACAAGUCGCAGACGAGACUACAACGUCUUUCUACACAGCAAUCACUGCUGCUCCCCAUUUCCAACAAUCAGGGGCAGCGGGCGCAUAUGGCGACCCACCAGACAGUGAUGGUGCAGUUGCGCCGAUUCCCGCGAUCCCACCGUCGAUCUGGGGUGCUGGUCCAGCCCAAGUUACGGCAGCAAAAGCGGCGCAGGAUGGCCCGUCUCUUGUGAUUCUGUCAGCGGCCCUUGGGUUUAUCCUACUGCAGGCUCUUUUCCUCACAUUCUAG